Molecule: messenger RNA, 1695 nt
Organism: Camelina sativa (false flax)
Lineage: Eukaryota; Viridiplantae; Streptophyta; Magnoliopsida; Brassicales; Brassicaceae
Product: putative auxin response factor 14
Biological process (GO): response to hormone; regulation of DNA-templated transcription
Cellular component (GO): nucleus
Molecular function (GO): DNA binding
Source: RefSeq, a predicted model, not a curated record
GGAGGUGGAGCAAAAAAAAAAAGUGGUAUUGGUACUGUUGAAAGAACAUAUUUUGUUAUAUCGAUCUUUGCCUAAGAACUGAUGGAAAGUGGCAACGUUGUGAAUGAACAACCUGAAUUAUCAGGCAUAGUUGAUGAAACCAAAAGCUAUUUAUAUGAACAAUUAUGGAAUCUGUGUGCUGGACCUUUGUGUGAUCUUCCAAAACUUGGAGAGAAAGUUUAUUAUUUUCCUCAAGGCCACAUAGAGUUUGUUGAGGCAUCUACAAGAGAAGAGUUGAAUCAAAUUCAACCAAAUUUUGAUAUUCCUUCCAAACUUCAGUGUCAUGUUAUUGCUAUUCACCGUAAGGUGGAAAUAAAUACUGAUCAAGUUUAUGCUGAGAUCACGUUGAUGCCAGAUACAACACAAGUUAUAAUCCCUACUCAAAAUGAUAGCAAUGAUAUGCCAAAAAUAAACUUCUUUAAGAAAAUUUUAACGGCAUCAGAUACAAGCAGCCAUGGGGGCUUAUCCAUUCCUAAAAGAGAUGCAACUGAAUGUUUCCCUCUGCUGGAUAUGAGUCUACCUGUACCGACACAAGAGUUUCUUACUAAGGAUCUCCAUGGUAAUGAAUGGAGGUUCAAGCACAGUUUUAGAGGAAAACCACGUAGACAUCUCAUAACUACAGGGUGGAGUGCAUUCGUAACAACAAAAAAAUUAGUUGCUGGUGACGUUUUGGUAUUUGUUAGGGGAGAAAAUGAAGAGUUACGAGUUGGUAUCAGACGAGCAGGACAUCAAAAAGGAAACACACCUUCAUCACUAGUAUCAACAGAAAGUAUGAGACAUGGAGUAAUUGUUUCUGCAGUUCAUGCUUUUCAUAGCAAAUGUAUGUUCUCUGUAGUUUACAAGCCAAGGUCAAGUCAAUUUAUUGUCAGUUACGACAAUUUUUUAGAUGCUAUGAACAAGAAGUUCAGUGUUGGUUCACGAUUUACAAUGCAGUUUGAGGGCGAUGAUUUGUCUAAAAGAAGAUAUUCUGGAACAAUUAUUGGAGUUAAUAAUUUCUCCCCUCAUUGGAAGGAUUCUGAAUGGCGAAGUUUACAAGUACGAUGGGAUGAAUUUGUAUCCUUUCCAAGACCUAACAGAGUUUCCCCAUGGGAAAUCGAACAUUUAACGCCUUCUUCAAAUGUUAUCCAAUUAUCUUUGCUGAAGAACAAGCGUUCUCGACAUGUUAACGAAAUCGGUUCAUCAUCAUCACAUCGCUUGCCUCCUAUAUUAAUAGAAGUCCAGGAAAUUGGACAGCCAAGCAUGACCUCUCCCAUGAGUAUUCCUCAACUCGGUGGUAGCUGUAGAUUGUUUGGAGUUACUCUGACCACUCCUUCCGAGAUCAAAGAUCACGUGGAACCAAAUGACAACCAAAUAUCGGGUACUUCAAAACUCUCUCAAGAGAGAAAGCUUGGCUUGACCCAAACAUCGAAAUCACCUACAGAGAUUCAAAGCAAGCAGUUUAGUUCUAUUAGAAGUUGCACUAAGGUUCAAAUGCAAGGUGUAGCUAUAGGAAGAGCUCUGGAUCUUAAUGUUUUAAAUGGAUAUGAUCAGCUAAUACAUGAACUGGAUAAGCUAUUUGAUCUCAAAGGAAAGUUGCAAACCUGCAACCAAUGGGAAAUAGUUUUCACUGACGACGAAGGAGAUAUGAUGCUCGCUGGAGAUGAUCCAUGGCCGUAA